AUGGUCCAGCCUGCGACGCACUCGGCUGUUGCUACGUCAAUGGCAGCCACCAGCCAGGGACUUGGAUUAAAGUCUAAAAUAUCAGGUACGUCAGGUGGUGUUGCUGCAAGCGGUUUGCUGUCGGACAUUCCCCUAACCAGAAUAUUCAGCGGUUCCGAUUCGCAGGAGGCAGCCACAGAAGCACAGACUGCUUUGGUUCAGCAAUACGCACCGGCAGCACGAUGCUCGUGGAAGAUCACGCAGUUCCAGUCCUGUGCACAAGAACAGCCCGAUUUGACCCUGUGCGAAGGUUUCAACGAGUCGCUCAGGCAUUAG
Molecule: messenger RNA, 315 nt
Organism: Topomyia yanbarensis
Lineage: Eukaryota; Metazoa; Arthropoda; Insecta; Diptera; Culicidae
Product: coiled-coil-helix-coiled-coil-helix domain-containing protein 2-like
Exons: 1
Coding region: 1-315 (104 amino acids)
Biological process (GO): mitochondrion organization
Cellular component (GO): mitochondrion; nucleus
Source: RefSeq, a predicted model, not a curated record